UUUAGUACUAAUACCAGUUAGCCCAACUGGUAAGUGGAGUAAAUUCUUUCUCCUACUGAAGAAACCUCUGAAUCUGAUGGAGUGAGGUCGGAGGGAACUGCAAGCUCAACUAUUUGGGCGUCGGAAAUUUGGAGAAGAUGGAAGCAGUAGCUGAAGGGCUGUGGGGAUUAGCGGAUCAGCACGAGAACCAGGGCGAAAUGGGCAAGGCCAUUAAGUGCUUGGAAGCCAUAUGUCAAAGUCAGGUCUCCUUUCUCCCCAUAGUCGAAGUGAAGACUCGCCUCCGCGUCGCCACUCUCCUUCUCAAGCAUUCCAACAACGUCAACCACGCCAAAGCCCAUCUCGAACGCGCUCAACUGCUUCUAAAGUCUAUCCCUUCAUGCUUUGAGCUCAAGUGUAGAGCCUUUAGCUUAUUGAGCCAGUGCUACCAUCUUGUAGGAGCCAUUCCUUCUCAAAAACAGAUAUUAAACAAGGGGUUAGAACUCACUGCAACAUCUGGAGAUGGGUUUACCGGAAGAUUAUGGUUCUGCAACUUUAAUUCUCAAAUAGCAAAUGCUUUAAUUAUUGAGGGAGACUACAAAGGUUCAAUUACUGCUUUGGAGCAUGGAUACAUCUGUGCAACCGAAAUGUGUUAUCAAGAGUUGCAGAUGUUUUUUGCUACAUCAAUCUUGCAUGUGCACCUUAUGCAAUGGAGUGAUGUAAGUUUGGUGGAGGGAGCUGUCAAGAGGUGCAAUAUGUUAUGGGAAUCUUUUUCACCUGAAAAAGGACAACAGUGCCUUGGUUUACUCUUUUAUAAUGAGAUGUUGCACAUAUUCUAUCUACUCCGAGUCUGUGACUACAAGAGUGCUGCUCAACAUGUGGACAGAGUGGAUGCUGCAAUGAAGUCUGACUUAGAGCGGACGCAACAUAUUCGGGAAAUAAAGAAAGAGAUUGAUUCAGUAAAUCUAAGUCUUUCUCGGCCUGACUUAGGGUACAGGGACAGAUCUGCACUUUCUGAGAAACUGAGACGCCUAGAAGAGCAGCUUAGUAGUUUUACUGGAGUGAGUUCAACUGGCAAAGAAUCUAUAGAACCGGCUUAUUUUGGAAAUGUUAAACGUGCAUUUGGGGAUAAACUUGAGUUGGCACCUCCUCCUAUUGAUGGGGAGUGGCUACCGAAGGGUGCUAUAUAUGCAUUAGUUGAUCUCAGUGUCGUUGUUUUCAGCCGUCCUAAAGGACUUUUUAGAGAGUGUGGAAAGAGGAUUCAGUCGGGAAUACAAACUAUUCAAGAGGAAUUAAAGAAACUGGGGAUAGAUGAUGUGGUGAAGGAAGUGGAUCUUCAACACUCUGCUAUUUGGAUGGCUGGCGUCUACUUGAUGCUUUUAAUGCAGUUCCUGGAAAAUAAAGUAGCAGUGGAUCUUACGCGGUCGGAAUUUGUGGAAGCACAAAUGGCAUUGGUAGAAAUGAGAAAUUGGUACCUUCGUUUUCCAACAAUUUUACAGGCUUGUCAGAGUAUUAUUGAGAUGCUUAGAGGACAGUACGCUCAUGCCAUGGGAUGCUAUAACGAAGCUGCCUUCCAUUUUGUCGAGGCUUCAAAAAUGACAGAGAGCAAAUCAAUGAAAGCAAUGUACCAAAUUUAUGCUGCAGUCGCUUAUAUUUGCAUAGAUGAUGCUGAAUCCUCUUCAAAUGCACUUGAUUUGAUUGGCCCAGUAUAUAGCAUAAUGGAUUCCUUUGUUGGAGUGCGGGAGAAAACUAGUGUCCUUUUUGCUUAUGGGCUUCUUUUGAUGAGGCAGGAUAAUCUACAAGAAGCGAGACUUCGGCUGGCAUCUGGCUUGCAGAUAACACACAAUUUUAUAGGAAGUCUGCAACUUGUCUCACAAUAUCUGACUGCCUUGGGAAACUUGGCUCUAGCUCUUCGUGAUGCUGGACAAGCUCGAGAGAUCUUGAGAUCCUCUCUCACACUGGCAAAGAAGCUCUAUGAUAUUCCAACUCAGAUCUGGGUACUAUCAAACUUAACAUCUUUAUACCAGCAGUUAGGAGAGGAAGGCAAUGAAAUGGAGAAUCAGGAGUAUCAGAAAAGGAAAGUAGAGGACUUGCAAAGAAGAAUUGGUGAAGCAUGCAUGUCUCCUCAUCAUUUUGAACUAAUUGACAAGGUAAAACUUGAAGCUCAUCAACUCAGCGAGCUUGACAUCAAGCGCGUCACUGCUGGCCGUUCAAUGACUGUUGAUCUUGACAUUCCAGAAUCAGUUGGCCUAUACACUCGAGCUCCGAUGCCUGCAUCCAAUAGGCUCAUGGAUCUGGACUUUGGGAGGCUUGGCAGGCAUAAAAAUUAGUUCCCCACGGUUGCGCUUGUAAAUUCGUUCUCUCGCUAUUUGCACAAAAAGAAGACAAUUGGAAACAUGAAAGAUUAGGAUGACACAGAAAGUUUAUGUCUAGGUUUUUCUGCGUCCUCCUACCCUCUGUAAUUAUGCAAGUAUUUUUGUGUGUCAUGAUAUUAGUUUUAGCUGUAAAGCUUUUCCGUC
This is a messenger RNA of Coffea eugenioides, 2495 nucleotides long. Its product is annotated as sister chromatid cohesion protein SCC4. The transcript has 5 exons. The coding region runs from base 138 to 2306 and encodes 722 amino acids. Gene Ontology annotation, molecular function: double-stranded DNA binding; protein binding. Gene Ontology annotation, cellular component: chromatin; SMC loading complex. Lineage: Eukaryota; Viridiplantae; Streptophyta; Magnoliopsida; Gentianales; Rubiaceae. Gene Ontology annotation, biological process: mitotic sister chromatid cohesion; maintenance of mitotic sister chromatid cohesion. The record is from RefSeq and is a predicted model, not a curated record.